AAAUUACCCAAUGAGACAUAGCUCGUUCCCAGCAGCCAAUCAAAAAGGAGAGUUUGCCUAUAAAUAUAGUUAGUGCCAGAACAACGCCUUCUCUUUCUCCGUUUUCUUUCAGAACUAAUAACGCCUCGUUUUGGUUACAAUGGCCAGGACCAAGCAGACCGCCCGUAAAUCCACCGGUGGCAAAGCUCCCCGUAAGCAACUGGCUACUAAAGCUGCCCGGAAGAGCGCGCCUGCCACUGGGGGAGUGAAGAAGCCUCAUCGUUACCGACCCGGCACCGUGGCUUUGCGAGAGAUCCGCCGCUACCAGAAAUCCACUGAGCUGCUCAUCCGCAAGUUGCCCUUCCAGCGCCUGGUGCGUGAAAUCGCCCAGGACUUCAAGACCGAUUUACGCUUCCAGAGCUCGGCCGUUAUGGCCCUGCAGGAGGCCAGCGAAGCCUACUUGGUGGGGCUCUUUGAAGAUACUAACCUGUGUGCUAUUCAUGCCAAGAGAGUCACCAUCAUGCCCAAGGACAUUCAGUUGGCCCGGCGUAUCCGUGGCGAGAGAGCUUAAAGGCUGCUCAGCCAUCUUCCAAAUG
This is a messenger RNA of Emys orbicularis (European pond turtle), 575 nucleotides long. Its product is annotated as histone H3. NCBI's taxonomy places the organism in Eukaryota, Metazoa, Chordata, Testudines, Emydidae. Gene Ontology annotation, cellular component: nucleosome. The transcript has a single exon. Bases 140 to 550 code for a protein of 136 amino acids. The record is from RefSeq and is a predicted model, not a curated record. Gene Ontology annotation, molecular function: structural constituent of chromatin; DNA binding; protein heterodimerization activity.